Molecule: messenger RNA, 2477 nt
Organism: Megalobrama amblycephala (Wuchang bream)
Lineage: Eukaryota; Metazoa; Chordata; Actinopteri; Cypriniformes; Xenocyprididae
Gene: spsb3b
Product: splA/ryanodine receptor domain and SOCS box containing 3b
Exons: 9
Coding region: 1-1980 (659 amino acids)
Biological process (GO): proteasome-mediated ubiquitin-dependent protein catabolic process
Cellular component (GO): SCF ubiquitin ligase complex
Molecular function (GO): protein binding
Source: RefSeq, a predicted model, not a curated record
AUGGCCGUGUAUGUGCUGCUCUCUGGAAACUCCUGCAGGAAGUCCCGCCCCUCCUCUAAACUCGCUGCCAGGAGCGGAUCCAGCGGUACUGAGCCUGCAGACACAGAACGUGUGUUUAGACACAAAACGAUGUUCUCGAGCACGGCCAGGUGUUCGUCUGACGUCCCCGGUGGCGUGUCCACUAGCAGAACGUCGAGUUCGCCCCAUGCCACAUCACUGACAAACUGCCCAAUCAGAGCUGGAAAAGUGACGGGGGAUGUGAGACGUGAACACAUCAGAUGUAGGUCAACACCGACACGAGCCUGCUGUAUCAUUCACACCAGCUCCGGAUGGAAACGCGUGUUUAAAGCAGAGGAAAUAAACUCUACGAAACCUUAUCAAGGAAUGUCUUGGAAUAAGUAUGCUGUUAGUGAAAAUGACCCGGAGAUGGAAGCCACGCCCCUCACCAUGCCCCUGGAGACUGAGACCACGCCCCUGGAGACUGAAGCCACGCCCCUCACCACACCCCUGGAGACUGAAGCCACGCCCCUCAGCCCAGAAGACAAACAGGCUGUGGCAGCGCAGUCGGAGGCUGACUCUACAGGGUACGAGGCCGUGACGGUGUGUGUGCCAGCGGAGAUGCCCCCGGUGCUGCCCGUGACGGGCGAGUCGUUCUGCCAGUGUCCAGCUCAAACUGAACUCAGCUCAGACGCCCAGAUCAGCCCGUACACCCUCAGCUGCACCUGUGGAGAGGAAGAGCAGGGAUGUGAUUGGGUUUGGGACGAUGAGGGCAAAUCUUCCUCCGUGUCUCUGAGCUGCUCUAACCGGAAGGUGAGCUUCCACUCGGAGUACAGCUGCGGAACGGCCGCCAUCAGGGGCGCAAAGGCUCUCAGUGACGGACAGCACUUCUGGGAAAUCAAGAUGACAUCACCGGUCUACGGCACGGAUAUGAUGGUUGGUAUCGGGACGUCAGAAGUGAACCUGGAUCAGUUCAAACAUAGUUUCUGCAGUCUGUUGGGCACUGAUGAGGACAGCUGGGGUCUGUCCUACACAGGUCAACUCCAUCACAAGGGGUCAAAGGUGAACUUUUCUUCACGGUUCGGUCAAGGGUCCAUAAUCGGAGUCCAUCUGGACAGCUGGCACGGCACCCUGAGCUUCUACAAGAACCGUCGCUGCAUCGGCAUAGCAGCUACUCACUUGCAAAACAAGCGUCUGUUUCCGAUGGUUUGUUCGACUGCAGCCAAGAGCAGCAUGAAACUGAUCCGUUCACAUUCAGCGCCCACAACAUUACAAUACCUGUGCUGUACACAGCUGCGCAAAAUGCUGCCCAACUGCGCAGACGCUCUGCGUGUGCUGCCGCUCCCGCCGGGUCUGCGUCUGCUGCUGUCUAACCAGCUGGGAUGGGUGCUGACCCUCGGCUGCGCAGACGCCUGCGCAGACAACAGCGAGGACAAAGCCACACAAACGGAGGACAGCAUCUACACAAGCCCCUUUCCUUCCCACAGUCCCUCUGACACUGAGCGUGUCUUUAUUUCUAGCUCCUUCUCUGAUAACCCUGGUUCUUACUGUAGUAAAGACGACCCUCUUGAUUCAGCCUCCAUAUUUCCUGAUUGUGCUUCCUGUCCAGAUGAUGCACAUUAUCAAAACUCCGUCUCCAUAAUGGAUGUCGCCUGUUACCUUGAUCCCUCCUCCCCUUCUGACCUCUACUGUGGCUCCGCCCCUAUCUCCGCCCCCACCUCCCUUCCUAACCCUGAAUGUCAGCACAUAUCUGCUUCCUGUCCCGGUUGUGACCCCUCGCUCUCUGUUUCCAGUGAUGGCCGUGAGGUAAAUGACCUCUGUUCUGUGUAUAAACCGGAACACACCGGUUCCUGCGUUCUCUGCCCCUCCUACACUCCAACAGGCCACACCUCCUUUUGGCCUGACUCCGCCUCCGAGAGUGAUUCGGAUGACUUCUCCUCGGAUCGCAAGACAUGCAAGAGGAAACGCUGCCGCUGGACAUGAGACACAGAACGUUUACUUGUAAAUAUAGGGAGAGUUCAUCGUUUACUCACCCUCAUGUUGUUCCAAACCUGUAUGAUUCAUGAUUAGUAGGCCUGCAUGAUUAAUAAUCAUGAAAUAUGGCUUAGUGCAAUGAUAAAAUCGCAAAGCCUGUGACUUAAUUAAGUAAAUAUAUGCCGUGCUUUCAGAGUGAUUCAUGGCACGAGUUCAUUUACACGAGUGCAGCUCGGGAUCAGUUCAUGUUAAGUGCGUUAAGAAAUGCAACACGCACCAACCAUCUUCCAAAAACUGUAAAAAAGCAAUGCUUAUAAACCAGCUGUAUUUAUCAAAUACAGCUUUAAAGUCUCCUUGCGGUUUUUCACCAGAAUAAAAGCUUAAUGUUUGAAAAUGAAGAAAUUAAGACAGCUAUACAUGGUAGUAUUGUAAUUUUACAGUUGCACAGUAAAAUAAAACUAUUAUUAUUAAUUUAUUUUUCUCAAAUGUUUUUAUUUUACAGUAAA